UUAAUAGUGCAUUUAUGGGCUUUCUUAACUUAUUGAUGAAGGUGUUAAAGGCCCAUUUAAUAUAAUGGGCCAAAUUGGGUUGAAGUUAGUCCAAAUAUUGGUGGCCCAAUUGUUUGAAAUUCCCAUCACCCUCCUCCUCCACACAAAGAAUAACAGAUAACCCCCAAAAGCAUUCCAAUCUUUCAGAUUAUAUUAAAUAAAAAACAAGACAUAGAUAAGUUCCAAUUGCAUUGAUAUACUCUUCUCAGUAAGGAAACUAUGAUUUCUCUACAACCUUAUAAAUUUUGUCUUCAAACACCAAUUUUGUUCAAUCCUUCAAAUGUUGGUAUAAAUCAACAUAGACAAACACAAACAAGUGUGCUAGCACAGAGGAAGCUUAAAGUACAUAGAAGAGAAGUCAAAUGCAGUGCAGGUGAAAAGAAGAGUGAAAGGAGAACGUUUUUAACACUUGAAGAAGCUGGUUUGGUUGAGAUGUCUGGGUUGAGCACUCAUGAGCGUUUUCUAUGCCGUUUAACUAUAUCUUCACUGAAUUUACUAAAAGUGAUAUCAGAACAAGAAGGUUGUCCAAUAGAAGAGCUCAAUGCUGGAAAGGUAUGUGAUUGGUUCCUGAAAGACAGGCUCAAAAGGGAACAGAACAUUGAUUCUGCUGUUCUUCAAUGGGAUGAUUCCGAUUUCCAAUUUUAAUUCUUGUGUGGCUCUUUUCUUGCAAUUUGUGCAAAAUGUGACUAAAAAAAUGCUACUCCUACUCCUUUGUUUACAAUAACAAGAGAAUAAGCUUCCAUCAA
Messenger RNA from Vicia villosa (hairy vetch), 785 nucleotides. RefSeq lists its product as uncharacterized. Bases 259 to 684 code for a protein of 141 amino acids. The record is from RefSeq and is a predicted model, not a curated record. Lineage: Eukaryota; Viridiplantae; Streptophyta; Magnoliopsida; Fabales; Fabaceae. The transcript is spliced from 2 exons.